Messenger RNA from Trichoderma harzianum CBS 226.95, 3348 nucleotides. RefSeq lists its product as hypothetical. NCBI's taxonomy places the organism in Eukaryota, Fungi, Ascomycota, Sordariomycetes, Hypocreales, Hypocreaceae. The coding region runs from base 1 to 3348 and encodes 1115 amino acids. The transcript is spliced from 7 exons. The record is from RefSeq and is a predicted model, not a curated record. Gene Ontology annotation, biological process: protein phosphorylation. Gene Ontology annotation, molecular function: protein kinase activity; ATP binding.
AUGGCCGCUCCAAUAUCUGCGACAGACGACACAAGUAUUACCUAUGAUCACAUAUAUAAUGGCUGUAUCAACAAUCCAGAUGGGGGAGAUGCGAACCCCGAAGGAUGCUAUUUUUUCCUACCAAACAACAUGGUCGAGUCAUUGAUGCAACCGGAAAGCGUGAGAUCAACUUUGCGUGAACAUAUCAAAGAGAUGACCCCUGAGGAUAUUGAUGAAUUAGCAAAAUAUGUUAUGGCCCACGCAAAGCAAGUAUUUCUCACUUUGGUGUUUUCGAACACCGUCAAUGCAAUGAAAAAUCUCCAAACUAGGGGGUUCAAGGAUGAAGAUCUUCCUGUAUGCAUCAAGUCUCGCAAAAUAUGCAAAAUCAACUCGGAUGCGCCCCUGGAAUGUUUUAAGGAUUGGAAGUGGAGCGACAUUGACAGUUUUUGUCACAAACAAUGGAUUUUCCUGGCUCCAGUAUUUCAUGAGAAAAAAUUCAUAUACGGGUUUGAUGGGAAGCAUCGGCUCCCAUAUUCAUCAGCAAAGCAAUCUGGCGAUGGUUCAGGGCAUUUCGGUGAAGUCCGGAAGCUACAACUCCAUUAUGCGCAUUAUCAACAGGGAGAAUAUGUGAGUUGUGGCUCUUUCGACGUAGCUGUAAAGCGCCUAUUUCAGAAUGGCCAGCAGACAGACGUGGACAAGUUUUAUGAGAAGGAAAGACAUACGCUGGAGACAAUGAAAGAAUUGAAUAACAAACAUCUGAUCAAAGCCAUUGCUACAUAUACCAAAGGGAAUGACAAGUUUUUCCUGUUCCCAUGGGCUAAUGGGGGGAACCUUCAAGAUAUGCUGAAAUCCAGCCGAGGAACACUGGACAAAAACCUGGUAGCAUGGGUUCUAGAUCAAAUUGUCGGCCUUUCAGAAGCUAUCAAAGCUCUCCAUGAUAAAAAUAUUCGGCAUGGAGAUAUCAAGCCGUCCAACAUUCUUUGUUCGGGGCCUGGUACUGGAAAUCUUAAUGAAUCUACUCUGAUAAUAGCCGAUGUUGGUCUCGCGAAGCAGCACGAGAUGUAUACUCGCUAUCGGAACAACACGACGACAACCAGACACGGCAGUAUCACAUACGAGCCUCCAGAAGUAUCUCCAAAGAGGCAACUCAAGACUUUGUCUCGAAAGUAUGAUAUAUGGUCAUUGGGUUGCGUCUUCUUGGAACUCAUCAUCUGGGCUGUUUACGACAUUUUGGAAGAAGCUGGUCCCGGGGGUGCCGAACAAAUCCAUUCUGCCAUUGGAAUAUGGACUAAAAGGCUGAGAGGCGAUCUCAAGGGUUCAUCGGCAUUUAGUGACGUAAUUACGCUCAUCGAGGAAAAGCUUUUAAUCAUAUCAGACAAGGAGCGAGCAGAUUCUAAGGCAGUGGUAAAAUCACUGGAGACAGUCCGAGGGAAGGUUCCGGAACAAGAUUAUCUGUUCAAUCCCCAGCUGGAAGAACUGGCAAGCGGCAAGCGAUUAUCCACGUCUAAUGAACCUGGCAUAAAGGACGUUAAUCCUUCAACGCAACUGCGGCCCACUAGCUUUUACAACAGAUGGCGAAACGCAACAGAGAACAAUUGGGCCAAAUCUUUCAUAACUCGACUUCAGAGUUCAUUCCGUCCAACAAGGCACGUAUCGAAGCCUUGUCAAUUUGAUCGAAUAUUUGAUUUUGGGUCGCCAUCCCUAGAUUCUGCCCUAAGAAUUGACCAUUUAGAACCUGAUGCGACCGACUGUUCGCUGUGCCACUUACUAGCCCUCUGUCGUGCAAAAACCAAUCCGAAUUUUGGGGAACCUAUGGAGCUUUUUCGGGACGACGCUUCUCACGUAGUGAGAAGCUCCCCUGUUGGGCCUCCUAUGAUCUCAAUAUAUUCUGAUCCAGCAUCCGGAUUUGUUCCAACAUACGCCCAGUGUGGGCUUCCAUACCUUCCAGAGUCUCCUAACACACAAUUUAGGCUUCUAAACCAGUGGAUUCGCCUUUGUGAUGAAACACAUGAUUGUAUGCCACUGCAAGAAACUGCAGCUAUAAGUAACAAUAUGCCUACGAGAGUCAUAGAUGUUAGGCACGAUUCCAUUCGCCUUGUCGAAACCAGCAACAUGACUAAUGACCAUUAUGUGGCAUUGAGUCAUUGCUGGGGAAAACUCAAGAAAGAAGAGAGAUUCUGCACGUAUGCUCACAAUAUUGAAGCCCUGAAGAUGAAUAUUCCCUAUAAAGCGUUACCCAAGACCUUCCAGGAUGCAGUAACAGUUACUCGUGCGUUAGGUAUUCCGUAUCUCUGGAUCGACUCACUUUGCAUCAUUCAAGAAGAUGAAAAAGACUGGGAAUUAGAAGCCGCUAGGAUGGAAGAAGUCUUUAGCUUUGCAUAUUGUACGAUUGCUGCGAGCCGCGGAACUUCUUCUCUUAGUGGAUUCCUUGGCAAGCGAAGGCCUAGAGCCUACGCCAAAAUCCAGACAUCAGGCGGGCCGUUAUAUCUUGCCGAAGCUAUCGAUGAUUUUCAUGCAGACGUUGAGCAGAGCGAAUUGAGCAAACGAGGUUGGGUACUACAGGAGAGAGCACUUUCCCGCCGUACAAUAUACUUCACGGCAACUCAAAUAUAUUGGGAAUGUGGCCGAGGCAUAUUUUGUGAAAGCUUGGCUGCCCUACGUAAUCCUCAAUCACAAGUCUUAAGUGACUCCAACUUUCCAGUGUCUAGUCUCAAAUACCAUACAAAUGAUCGUAUACGACUUAUUCAACACAUCAAUCACACUUAUAGCAAACUUCACCUUACUGUGGCGACCGAUCGUCCAAAGGCCAUCCUUGGCUUACAAAGUCGAUUGGCUCGCACAUUUGGGUCUAAAGCCUGCUACGGUAUCUAUGAACGAUAUCUAGAAAGGACUCUGCUUUGGGAAGCUGAGGAGCCCGGUGAUCUUUCUCGUAUACCAUAUAAAGACAGCAGAUCUAUACCUUCUUGGUCUUGGAUGGCGUACACUGGGAAGAUACGAUAUAUGGAAAUUCCUUUCGACCUGGUCCAUUGGACCAGAAACCCCGAGAGCCCUUUCAGGUUUGCGGCCCAAGAGGCUCAAUGCGAUGACCGCCUACAUGCAAAAGCAAACCAACUGUUACUAUUAACUGGUGAAGGAGACCUUUUGAGCAGAGUAAAGGUUGACUCAAAAGAUUAUUCUUUCGAUCAGAAUAGUUGGAAGUGCAUUGUGGUUGGCAAAAGUAAGGCUGCGAACGAGGAUGAAGAGAUUGUUCAUUAUGUCUUGUUGGUCCGUUCAGUGUCGUGCGCUCCUCAGACUUACGAAAGAGUCGGUGUUGGAUCUCUUUUGGCAGGUCAUAUCUCACCAAUCACUGAGUGCAUUUCUGUUAUCUAG